Molecule: messenger RNA, 489 nt
Organism: Debaryomyces hansenii CBS767
Lineage: Eukaryota; Fungi; Ascomycota; Pichiomycetes; Serinales; Debaryomycetaceae
Exons: 1
Coding region: 1-489 (162 amino acids)
Source: RefSeq, a predicted model, not a curated record
AUGUCCAUGAAAGUUAAGAUUAGAUCGUUUUUUGGGUCCUCAAGACAAUACGUUGUUACUGGGGCAUCUAGCAAUCCCUCCAAGUUUGGUUUUAAGAUCUUGCUGUGGUACAUAAGCCACGACUUGCCAGUUGUGCCUAUUAAUCCCAAGUCUAAGGAAAUAUUAGGACAGGAGGUUGUUCCAUCAAUUAUUCCGGCUGUGGAAGCUAUAAAAGGCAAGAAGGAUUUGGGAUCCCAUAAGCUUGCAAAUGCAGACGGAUUGAGUAUUUCAUUUUUGACCCCGCCAAACAUUACUGUUGCAACAUUACAAGAAAUUGCAAGCGUUGAAGGGUAUCAAAAUGUGAUCAAGGGCUUGUGGUUUCAACCUGGUAGUUACGAUGGAACAGUGAUUGAAGAGGCUAAGAAGAUUGGCUUAUUUGACAUUGUAGUAUUCGAGGAUGAAUGUAUAUUAGUCAGAGGUGAAGAAGGAUUAUAUAGCGCUAAUUUAUAG